UAGAUCAGUACCGGCAGGUGAACCAGGAAGUUGCGCAGUGAAACAGAAAAUUUCACAGCAGAGCUCCACUGUGCUGCAGUACACACUGACAGACAGACAUACCGACAGAGAGACAGACAGACGGGCCGGUGUUUGUAGAUUAGAGUUAGUUCAGUAUUAAUGUGUAAUGAGUUUACAGCAUGCACGGCUCUGUUCGCUACAGUAAGCUAGCCUCAGCAGAGCCCGCGGAGGAGCCGCAGAGUUCCCGCGCUGAGGAGCAGCAGCAGGAGGAGGAGGAGAGUGACGGGGGAGAGGUGACAGUUUACCUCACACAGCCAGACGAUACACUAAAUGGGAAGGAUGUGAAGAAAGACACGUGGUUCAGGGUGAUGGUGGCUCUAAUUCUGCUGGGUAUCGUCUUUGGGUUCAUGCUCUGUGAAUGGUACAGAUGGUGGCCUGAUCCUUUAGGGCUACAGACCCACCUUAGCAAUGAUGCCGGGGUCCUGGAAGAACAUCACCACGACCACCACAACCACCAUGAAGGGGAAGAAGAUGAUGACCAUGAAGAUGGAGAUCAUCACCAUGAUCCUGGUGGCCACUCCCAUGAUCAUACAUCUUUGUACCAUCAUGGUGUUGUCUUGACAUCUUCAGCUUACUGCUCCAGGGCCGGUAAGGAGCUUCUACGGGAGGGAGGAAACGUGGUGGAUGCGGCUAUCGCUUCUCUGCUCUGCCUGGGAGUCGUCCACCCACACACAUCGGGAGUAGGUGGCAUGUUCUCAGCCGUACUCUACAACUUCACGACAGGAUCAUGUAAUUCAAUACGUUCAACUGCACCACAGCUUCCUUCUGCCAGUUAUGGAGUUCCAUCUGUCCUGCAGGGGCUCAAAGACCUUCACUCUCAAUGGGGACGUUCGGAAUGGAGCAGGCUUUUCAAGGACGCCAUUACUCUGGCUGAGGAUGGCUUCCACAUCGAUGGUGUCCUGGGCAGAGCCUUGGCAACUCACAAGGAAAAAAUCCUGCAGUCAGAAGCGUGCGAUAUUUUCUGCGACGGGAGUGGACGUGUGAAAUCGGCGGGUGUGCUCGCCGGCAACCAGAAUCUAUCAGAGCUGUUGCGGGCGGCUAGCCUAAAUGAGUCCCAUUUCCCAGAAACGCUGGCCAUGAAAUUGGCUGAAGACCUCUCGGCACGCGAGAGGCCCACUUUCUUAGCCGCCCUUCGGCAGAGCCGUGGAGAAAUCAAUGAGUCCCUUAUCGCGCCGGGAGAGAAAUACACUGUCCUUUCAGCCGGCUCCCCUUAUGCCGGGCCGAUGCUAUCUGAUAUAUUAGAGCGAGUCAGGGAGCAAAGCCUUUCCUUUCAGAGCGCUGCUGGAGAUUUGAACAGGGCCGCCGCCACUUUCGCCAGCCUCUUAAACUUGACUCAAGGACUUGACAAUAGAGCCCCAGCUGAGAAGAACCAGGAUCUUGCGGAGUUAUUGGCUCUCGAUACACAGAGCAGUCACAUCGGGGUGCUGGACGGGAAGGGUAAUUUCAUAGUAAUGUCGGCUUCGCUGAACAAUACGUGGGGUUCGGGUCGGUUCUUGCCGUCUAGUGGAGUAAUGCUUAGCAGUUUUACCUCAAACAUCUCAGACGUCCCUUACUUUAGCUUUCCUUUGCUUGUAAAGAUCAACAACGAUGACGACGAUGAUAGUAAUGAUACUGAAAGUAAUGAUACUCAGGGUGAAUCUGAAGAAGAUAAAGAAGUACAAAUCAUAGCCACAACUGGAGGACUUUCUGCUUUACUUAAUGCAGCCGUUCUCCUGCAAAGGCUUGACUUCGGGACGGCUCCUGCCGAUGCCGUUAGUAGCCCACUGCUCCAUCUGCAGUGGGGGAACUCUACAGCCAUGGCCGUUUGCCUGUCUAGCAUUUCAAAUAGCUCAGACGUCUAUAGGCUGCUAUCAGAGACAGAUGGUCAGCUGCAGCAGGUGGACGAAUGCUCAGAUGGCACUCUGUCCAUGGUACUGCGCUUCCAUGCAGAACAUGCUAGUGCAUAUGGAGCUCCUGUAUCCAGUGCUCAUGCUGAUGGAUACUGAAUGAAGGAUAAUAACAUUGUAAUCGUAUGCCUAAUCAGGUUUAAAGAUUGCUCUUUAUUUGGAGGGGUUCCUAGUUUAUCUAUAGCUUGUUAACAGAGUCUAAAGAAUCUGGUUAGAAGCUGGAUUUAGGCUAUGAGGAGAACCAGGUUUAUUUAGAUUAGGAUUUGUGAAACUUAUUUAUAUUAGAUUUUAAACAAGCUAUGUAUAAUUUUAACACAUUGGAGGCAGGAUUUUAUUCUACAUAAAAAAAUUAAAACAACAAAGAACAGAAACUGAAACAGUAACACAAACAAUAAGGCUAAAUAAAGACUAUAAAACAAAGGACUAAACAAGAAGACUAGUAAACAAACAAGCAAAAAUAAGCAAACAAACUAAAGAAGACUAAACAGAAAUUUACACCAACAUGGCAAAACUGAUGCUCAAACUAACAGCAAUCAACAUAUAAGCAGGGUAACAAGACAGGCUCAAACAAAAAGCACCACAGAAAACAAAGAAACACAUGGGGUAUAUAUACAACUAGGACACAGGAAACACCUGGGUCAGGAAACAAGGGGGCGGAGUAACAAAGGGACAAAUAGGGUCAAAAAAGGCUAGGGUGAGGCUAGUACAGUGACAAGACAAUAAUCAAACAGGGCUAUGUGCUCAAAGAGCCAUAUUUUUGGCUUUCUCAACCCUAUAGUGUUUUUUAACCUAAUGUUUUUUUUUGUUAUAAUUUGAGUGUACAUUAAUAACUUCUACAUUACGUUAUGCAAAACACAUUUAGGACUGUACAAUUGUAGUACUCUCCACUAAAGACCAUUGGUUCCAGUUAUGACGAUGCAGACAGCUAGUUGUACAUGGGUGUAUGACCGACAUCCCACCUCUCUCUUGACUCACAAGAUCCCAAAGAUUCUCAGUGGGGUUAAGGUCUGGACUCUGUGGUGAACAAUCCAUGUGUAAAAAAUUAUGAUCUCAUGCUCUCUGAAGCACUCUUUCACAAUUCCAGCACGAUGAAUCCUGGCAUUUUCAUCUUGGAAUGUGACCGUGCCAUCAGGGAAGAACAAAUGAUGGAAUAACCUGAUCUAUAUUUAGUAUAUUCAGGUAGUCAGCUGACUUCAUUCUUUCAUCACAUACUGUUGCUGAACUCCAAAUCAUUUGCUUAGUUAAAUCCAGAUGGCGAUUUAUUAUUAUUAUUUUUUGGCAAGGCAGGCCAGGUGUAGUUCUGCAUGCGUCAUGCAGCCGUCUGCCAAUGGUGCUGGCAUUAACAGGAUGAUUCAUAAAAGGGAAUCAGAAUCAAUGCUCACAGAAUGCCAGUGUUCACAGCUGUUGUAAUCAGAUUACUCUAAACACAUUAGACAAAUUAGCUUUUGUUAAUCUACACAUGUACAGCUGUGUGUUUCCAUGCACAUGAUACUAAAAGUAUUCAGUGGACAGUGGAUGUUUGUACAGGUCUAUAUGUGUUUUGCAUAAUGUGCAAAUGUCAGAAUGCAGUAGCCAUUAGCUGUUGCUCCUCGUGUUCUCUCUACUAUUCAAACUCGUUUGGUCGCGCAGCCGGACAGCAUUAUCGGCCUACCUCCAGAGCGCCGGCUGCUUGUUACAUUAAUUUAGACGAAUGUGCGCAAGGCAUGUAUAUUGAUGCCUGGCUUCACACGGCAGGGUCUUAUCAGAGCUCUGCCGCCUGAGGGCUUACCUGCGUUCCCUUCCCCCUUUGAUAAAUCUUGAUUUUGCACACAGCAGGUGAGUGGUCCACGCUGAUGGAAAAAAUUGCUUUCUUUAUUGCUGUGGAGGCAGAUUUUUUCCCCAUCACAUCUCUCCCCCCUCCGCUUCCCCUCCCUCCUUUGAUUGUAAAAGAUGUGGUCUGUCUUCGUCGGCCUCUGCCGUCGACUUUGAUUUUUAUUCCCCGGGCGCACUGUAGUGUGCUAUUCCUCUCUUCUGCUUCGCUGUUCUAAAUCACCAGUGUCUGGCAAAACAGCGGGACAGAAUACAUCAGGGUUCAGGCCAUUCUGUUCUUUAAGCUGAAUCUGAAAACACACUACGUUUAGGGCAGAACUGCUGGCUUAUGCUUUAAAAAAAAAAAAAAACGGGAAAAAGAGACAGCGAUUUUUUAUCAUUACUGUCUUUGGAAAACCUUGUAGCUCUAAAACUUUCUAGGAUAAGGAAAAUACAUUUUUCAUUUUAAUCUUUUAAUGUACAGGUGGGUGGUAUAAAUAUAGGUAAUUGCCUGUUGAAAAACAAGGAAAAAACAAAAAACAGCCUGGCUAGCUCAAGGUGGAAAAAAACUCUCUUGACCAGCAUAGAAUAUGUUUUUUUAGCUUAACCACCAGGCAGCACGAACAGCAUCACCAACCUAUUGACCUGAUCAAGCUGUUCCAUCAUGACCAAGCUAAUUAAAGACCAGUUUAACCAACAAAGCCAAGUUAAUCAAUCCAACAUAUAUAAGAUUGCUGAUCAGCAUAUCUAACAUGACCAAGCUAGUUGGCCAGUUUAGCCAAAAUUAACCAAGUUGUUCCAACAUGGCCAAGCUACUUAACCAAACAAAAACAAAACACUUGGCUUGCAUAAGCUAAAGAAAAUGUCAGUGGCUUAAAGAAUCAUCUUCGUCAUCCAGCUCAACCAAUAUAACCAAGCUAAUCCAACAUGAUCAGACUGGUAGACUAGGAUAACCAACCUAACUGAUCUGCAUUAACAACAUACUCAAACAAAUGGCCAAACAAAGCCAGUUUAACCAAAAAUAACCAAGCUAUUCCAACAUGACCAAGCUACUUAACCAGCACAAGCAAUAUAGUUGGCCUGCAUAAACAACAUGAUCAAGCUAGUUGACCAUCUUGACCAAACUGAUCAAGCUAGUCAUUUACAAGCUAGUUAAAAAUGACAAGUGCAGGGUGGUAAAAGUAUGUGAACCCCUUGGCUAAUACAUUUUCUAAGAGCUAAUUGGAUCCAGGAGUCAGUCAAAAUGGGGUUCAAUUAAUGUGAUAAGAUUAGAUGUGUUGGUUAAAGCUGCCCUGCCCUAUAAAACACACACACCAGUUUUAAGUUGGUGAAGCAUUGAGAAGCAUUGCUUGAUGUGAAUCAUGCCUCGCACAAAAGAGCUCUCAGAAGACCUACGUUCAAGAAUUAUUGACUUGCAUGAAGCUGGAAAGGGUUACUAAAAAAGUAUCUCUGAAAGCCUUGAUGUUCAUGUGUCCACGGUAAGACAGAUGGUCCAUAAAUGGAGGCAGUUCAGCACUGUUGCUACUCUCCCUAGGUGAGGUUGUCUUGUAAAGAUGACUGCAAGAGCACAGCGCAGACUGAUCAGUGAGGUGAGGAAGAAUCCUAGAAUGUCAGCUGAAGACUUAGAGAAACCUCUGGCAAAUUUUUUGUUGACAAAUCUGCAAUAAGGAAAACAUUAAACAUGGCGGAGGGUUCCAUCACUGAGGAAGCCACUGCUGUCCAAACAAAUAUUGCUGCACGUUUGAAGUUUGCAAAAAAGCACCUGGAUGUUCCACAGCACUACUGGCAAAAAAAGACUGUGGACAGAUUUUGAGUUGAUAAAAUUGAAUUGUUUGGAAGGAACACACAAUGCUAUGUGUGGAAAAAAACAGCACAGCACACCAUCAUCAAAACCUCAUCCCAACUGUGAAACAUGGUGGAGGGGGCAUCAUGGUUGGGGCUGCUUUGCUGCCUCAAGGCCUGGGCGGAUUUCCGUCAUCAACGGAAAAAUGAAUUCCCAAGUUUAUUUUUGCAGCUGUAUGUAUUUUUAUUAAUAUGAAGUGGACAUUUUCAUAGAAAUAUCCUCUUAAGGAAGACAUAGUUGAGGUAAUUAUUAAGAAGUUUUAGUGUCUUUAGUUCUGUCAUAUAUUUAUUAUUUUUAAUAAUUGUGAAGCUACACAGCACAACAAUUGCUCUGAAUCUGUCAAAUUCUGAGAUGUAUGAUGUUUUCUAAUCUUGCACUGAAGCCUAAAAAUUGCUUUAAUACUGUAUAGAAAUGUUAUGAAUGUUAUGAAUGCCUGCCUAAUCCAGUUGGAGUCACUGUAUUGCACUGAAAUGAUGACGUAUGAAGAUACAGUAUAUUUGAUUACAUUUACUUAAUACAGUAAAAUGCAUUUUUUUCCCA
Astyanax mexicanus (Mexican tetra) is the source of this 6117-nucleotide messenger RNA. RefSeq names its product glutathione hydrolase 6. The coding region runs from base 180 to 2045 and encodes 621 amino acids. The transcript is spliced from 4 exons. Lineage: Eukaryota; Metazoa; Chordata; Actinopteri; Characiformes; Acestrorhamphidae. Gene Ontology annotation, cellular component: extracellular exosome. The record is from RefSeq and is a predicted model, not a curated record.